Molecule: messenger RNA, 1182 nt
Organism: Bathycoccus prasinos
Lineage: Eukaryota; Viridiplantae; Chlorophyta; Mamiellophyceae; Mamiellales; Bathycoccaceae
Exons: 1
Coding region: 1-1182 (393 amino acids)
Source: RefSeq, a predicted model, not a curated record
AUGGCGUUGCUCUUUGUUUUUGUAUUGCUGAGGUUACAACCCUCGCAAGCACUAUCUGUAUGCUCUGAGUGCGAUGCUCAUACUUCAAAAGUGUUGAAUACCUCAGUAGAGUUUAACAAAAUUUUUCAAAAAGCAUUUCCUACUGACUACAAAUUCUCCCUAUCUGAAAUGAGACCCGGAAUAUGUGAAGCAACAAUUGCUUUUAUUGCUGGAAAAUUUUACCUUCAUAACAGGUCAAGAACAGGUUUCAACAGCAACAGAGAUGAGAAAAAUACUUUGUAUUUAAGGCAUAAAGAAUUUUUUGAAUCGCUCCGUGAUCAAAUUAGACAAACAGAGCGCUAUAUAGGAAGUUCAGUUCCAAAUUUUUUAUUUAAUCUUGAAACGCAAGAUAACCCCUCUUGCAAGUAUCCGCCCGAAGAGAAACGUACCAGCUUAUUUCGAGUCAAAGGGGUAGUGCAUCACUCGUUUUGUUCUCCUCAACUAUGCGAUGGAAUAUUUUUGCUACCGAUGUCAUAUAACCAGAACAUAAGAGCAAGUUUGACUACGAGGAACCUUGACUCAAAAGCAGCAGAAAUACCUUGGAGUACGAGGAGAAAAAAGUUAUUUUGGAGAGGAUCAAACAAAGGCAAAAUGUCGGAGUAUCAAUUCUUCAAUUGGAAAUUCUCUGAAAUGCCAAGGCAACGUGCGAUUAGGUUGUUACGAAAAAGAAAAGACUCUGAUGUAAAGUUUGGCUUUGUUCCAUGGUCAGAGUUCGCACAACAUAGAUACAUAUUGUCACUGGCAGGUAAUACAUACUCUUCGCUCUUUAAGCAUGCCCUCAGAUCUGGAUCUUGUAUAUUGAGACAGGAGGAGCGGAUGUUUGAAUGGUUUGAACCUUUCCUGGCAGAAUGGAAACACUAUAUUCCUGUUAGAUGGGAUCUUAGUGAUUUAUUGGAUAAAUUGGACUGGGCUAAAACGAAUGAUAAAGAGGCGAAAAGAAUAUCAGAAAAUGCAAGAAAGCUUGGAAUCCAUUUGUUAUCAACAAAAAUGCUUUCGUGCUACACAUAUUGCGGGAUUAAUUAUUUCAGUAAUCUCACAGAUCAUACUUUAGAUAUGGACUUCAUUCAAAAUGAAUUUCACCUGGUUAGAAAGGUUUGUAGUAGUAAACGAAGUAAAAGGAACGAUUGCUUUGAUUUGGUUUGA